CGCCAGCCCCGCGCCGCGCCGCGCCGCGCCGGAGAGCGCAGCAGCAGCGGCGACGGCGGCGGGAAAGGGCUGCGGACCCGCGGCGCUCACUCGACGACGCGGCACCCGGGGCCUCGACGUCCCGCUCCCCGGAGCAGGUGCUUUAUUUGUCGGAAAGAGAUGCUCUGUAUUAUGGACCUGAGUAUUCCAGGUGCUGAAAUGUAAGAAGACAGCUUUAGAGUUGCAGAUGUCGACUGUGGCCUUCCUAAGCACAUUGAUAUUGUCAGUGCCAGCCAGCCAGCACAUGUGGCUGGUGGCUGUCAUAUUACUGGAAGGUGGAGGCAGCUAUGACACAAAUUUAAUGAAAAGGUCCUAUUACUACUGGAUUUGCAAGAUUUUUAAUACAAUUUUUUCUUUGAAUUAUGAUUUAAAUGUCAAAAACCUUUAAAAUUUUUUAAAAAGGGCAAUAUUUUAGUUUUGGAAGUCAGAAUGCCAAGGAAAAGGAAAAAUCUUGGGGGCAAUCCUUUUCGGAAGACUGCAAACUCUCAGGAAAUUGUCGUAUCCCGUGUUGCUAGUCACGAGGAGCCAACCACUACUCUUCCUGCCAAGUGUGAGACAAAAAUUGAUCAGGAAGAACUCUUCACCAGUAUCUCAGAGAUGUUUUCUGCUCUGGAUCCUGAUGUAGUGUAUUUGAUGCUUUCUGAAUGUGAUUUUAAAGUUGAAAAUGCCAUGGACUGUCUGUUAGAAUUAUCUGCAGCGGAUGCCAAGAUGGAAGACUCCCCUUUACCAACGGCUGCUUGGGAGGAUGAGCCCGGCGCCUCAGGAAGUGCGGUGAUGGAGAUGGAGAUGCGGCCCCCUGCAGAGGAGAGUGAAGACUCAAAACUGGAUUCCUUUUUGGAUAUGCAGCUAACUGAAGACUUGGAUUCCUUAAUACAGAAUGCUUUUGAGAAACUGAAUUCUUCUCCCGAUGACCAAGUAUAUUCAUUUUUGCCUUUGCAAGAUGCUAAGAGUUUUAAUGACCCUUCUACCUUUAUGAAUUCAGAUUCAAGUGGUAUGCCUUCUGUUCUUUCUGUACAGAAUACGGGGUCAAACAAUGAAGUUCUCCAGAAUCCUGCUGCUUCACUAGGUUCAAACCCACUAACUUCACCUUCGGUUUUGAAGGAGCCUGAAAGUUUUCCGCAGGGGAGCACGCCGGCAUUAGAAGGGAGCUUCCCCGAAGACUCUCCUCUCGCUAGCUCUUUAAAUCCAGCAAAUGGCUCUGUUGGGGGUUGUGGCAAUUUUAACCAAAGACCAAAAGGCCUUUUAGAACCGGAGUGUCCUAGUGCACAGCGUUCUCAAGCCCUCGUAGAUUUGGGUUCCAGUGAACCUCCGGUUCCUUCAAAUCUUCCUCUGCAAAGUCCAGGGCGUGACUUAGCAGGUGCAGAUGGGGAGCACAAGUCUGCCUCUGUGCCUGAUGUUUUUGUACCCUCUGAAGGAUUUGGUUUCAAGCCCCACAAACAUCCUGAACUGCCACCAAAGGGGAAGGACAUGAAUUACUGCCCAGUCCUCACCCCUCUCCCUUUGCUCCUCCCCCCUCCGCCGCCUCCACCUAUCUGGAACCCCAUGAUUCCUGCUUUUGACCUCUUUCAAGGCAACCAUGGCUUCGUGGCGCCUGUUGUGACCACAGCUGCACACUGGAGACCUGUCAACUACACGUUCCCACCCUCCAUCAUCUCCCACACUUCCCCCACGAAGGUGUGGAGGAACAACGAGGGAGCAAGUGCUUACCAAGUGCAGGAGGCCCCCGUGGCCCAGCCCGCCAGGAAGAAGACCACAGCCUACGUGGGCUUAGUGCUCGUGCUUCUCAGAGGGCUGCCGGGCUCGGGGAAGUCCUUUCUGGCAAGGACUUUGCAAGAAGAUAACCCAAGUGGAGUCAUUCUUAGUACUGAUGAUUAUUUUUAUAUAAAUGGACAGUACCAGUUUGAUGUAAAGUACUUAGGAGAAGCCCAUGAGUGGAACCAGAAUCGAGCAAAAGAAGCAUUUGAGAAGAAGGUAUCUCCAGUAAUCAUAGAUAAUACAAACCUCCAAGCAUGGGAAAUGAAGCCAUAUGUUGCUUUGUCUCAGAAGCAUAAAUAUAAGGUCCUUUUCCGGGAACCAGACACAUGGUGGAAGUUCAAACCAAAGGAACUUGCAAGACAAGAUCGAGGUUUUAGUAAACCUACUCUUACGUUUCCCUUAGAGAAUUCCGUUAAUGUUAGCCCAAGAGACAAUGAAGCUCUUACCUCUGAAAAGGAAGAAAAUGUCUUAUCCGCACCUGUGAAGCGCUUAGAGUUAAUGGAGGAGAAGACACUUGAAGCAGCCAAAGAAGCGAUAUUCCCUGAGAGUGCUGCCCCCGUCCCUCAGGCCAGUUUCAGCCGAGGAAGAAAGGAGAUGAGUGUUGUGGGUCAUGGUGGACACAGCCCCUUCUUGCAGGAAGCCCCAAGCACCUGUCUUCCUCACUCGGAAAGCAAAGUUCCGGCCACAGACAAGAGUGAGACAGAGCAAGAGACACCGAAAGCGCACGUUGAGGCAGAUGCUUGGAGCCCUGCGGAGGGGGCACCCCCAAGUGGUUACUGUGCUGAGGACAGUCCAGAAGCGGGUGAGCUCGCAAGUGCUGGGACCCUUCAGAGCGAGAACCCCCCACCUCCUGAAAUCCUGGAAGAAAGAACAGCAGGAAAGAAAAAGAUCAUUGGAAAACAAAAAAGCAAAUCAUCUUUGGAAAAGUUCCCAAAGCAUGAGCCAUCAAAUUUUGUUGGUGACUGGCCAGUUGAUAAGACAAUUAGCCAGAGGACCAAAAGGAACCGGAAAACCGAGAAAGGUUUAUCUGUACAAGGUGACAAAAAAUGUAAUCGCCCUCCAUCGCACAAAGUAUCAGAUGCUAGGGUAUCUAUGAAUACGGAUCACGUCCAGCAGCGAGGAUCUCCACAUGGCAUCGAAGAUCUUUCAGAAGUGCCCAGUAGCGGUCAGUACGAUGCUUACAAAGGUACUGAGCAAACCUCGUUCAGCAUUGUGGGUGACUGGCCCUCAUCUGCUUCUUUAGCUCAGAGAGAGCCCAGGUCGAGAAUGCCAAAAGCUGGCCUAAAUGAAGCCAACUUAGAGUUUGGAACUAAUGACAGCAUGAGUGAAAUACCCCUGUAUCCCACACAUGAGGCCUACUGGGGCACAAGCCCCGAAGAACUGAAGUCUCUGGGUUCCACUCUGCGAAGUUCUGAAAUGCUGCCUAGUAAAACAGCUCAUGAAGCGCAGACCUCCCUGAGUAAAACGGUUCCUAGCCAGCCCGCUCUGCCCCUCCCCUUUUCCGCUAGUGCGGUAGCUCCUCCGCCUGGGGUCGUGGCUCCGCCUGGGGUCGUGGGGCCUCGGUCUCUAGCAGUCGGAGUGUCUAGGGUUGUCUCUGGGAUAGAUACAAGCGUAUGUGCCCAGACUGAGCCCCAAGAUUUUGCUCUCUUGUGGAAACUAGAAAAGAAUAAAAUCAGUGUUUCAGAUUCUGUCAGAGUGCUAACAGGAAAAUUAGAUGGGUUUAAGCCAAAAGAUUUCACUACUAAUACAAAGUUAAAUGUUCAAGCAGCAAUUCCAUACCGAGUCAUGCAUGAUAAAAGUACGUAUGUUGAAGAAAGUGAACUCACCAAUGCUGACGAGUCUGAAAAUCUUAACAUCCUGUGUAAACUAUUUGGAUCAUUUUCCUUGGAAGCCCUGAAAGAUUUAUAUGAGAGAUGUAAUAAAGAUAUUAUUUGGGCCACAAGCCUUUUGUUGGAUUCUGAGACUAAAUUAUGUGAGGAUACCGAGGUUGAGAAUCCCCCCAAAUCGUAUGAUGAGUCACAAGUUGGGCCAUUUUCUAUGGGGUUGGAUUUGAAGGAAAUUAUUAGCCACAGAGGAACCUCAGAAGAUUUAAAUUUUGUGUCAGAAUUUAACCCUGGGAUUGGUAUCAGGAACACUAAUGCACAGUCCACUGGUGAGGCAGAAAAAGGAAACUCAAAGCAGGAAGAGAUAAGAGCUACAACUCCUGAAAACCCUGAAUUACUAAGCAGACUAUUUCCUAAUGCUGCUAUCAAUGUAAAGUGUAAUAAUGAAAUCGUUUCUAACCGUGGAACUGAUUUGUCAGGCGCCUAUAGCUUUAAGGGGUCUCUUCCACUUGCUCCAAAAUCUAACAUCCUCAAAGAUGUUAGUGAAGUGGAGAAGAAUCUAGUAGCCACAGAGACUGGAGGCAACGUUCAUUCUUUUUUAAACUUGUCUGAUAUCAUAAACUCUGCAACGAGCACUUCAGAUCCUGAAUUAAACGAAGAAGUUUAUCUUACUGGGUCUUUGGAAGUAAGGAAAAAUGAGACUCUUCCUAAGGAUUAUGUGAAAUUUGGAAAUGUGGAAGAAUUUAUCAGUGAAGAUAAACAGGAAAUGGAGAAGAUUCUAAUGCCAGGAACUGGUUUGUCAGCUGGAGUUAGUGAAGAGGAUAAAACCGAGGUAUUGAAUCCCACACCAGUAAUGGCCAAAUCUCUGACCAUAGACUGUCUGGAGCUGGCACUACCCCCUGAGCUGGCUUUCCAACUUAGUGAAUUAUUUGGCCCAGUUGGUAUUGAUUCAGGGUCUCUAACAGUUGAAGAUUGUGUGGUUCAUAUAGAUCUGAAUCUGGCUAAAGUGAUUCAUGAGAAAUGGAGAGACUCUGUAAUGGAGCGACAGAGACAGGCCGAGGUGUCUUGCGGCAAGUGCGGUCAAGAUCCUUUGAUGGCUGGGACUGCUGUUCUUGAUAAUUCUGAACAAAAAUCAUCUCAGAAAACAGGCAAAAAAUUAUUGAAGACUUUAGCAGUACCUGAGACACUGGAUCCAUGGAACACUCAAACAAAAAAAGUUUCACUGCGAGAAAUAAUGUCAGAAGAAAUCGCCUUACAAGAGAAACAUGAUUUGAAAAGGGAGACACUUAUAUUUGAAAAAGACUGUGCCACCAAACUAAAGGAGAAGCAGCUUUUUAAAAUAUUUCCAGCCAUUAACCAAAAUUUCCUGGUGGACAUCUUCAAAGACCACAACUAUUCACUGGAACACACAGUACAGUUUCUAAACUGUGUUCUUGAAGGAGACCCCGUGAAAACAGUGGUAGCUCAGGAAUGUGUUCACCAAAAUGAGAACAUCACUUCUCAUCCUGCACAGAAAUCGAAAGAGAAGAAGGCAAAGAAAUCGAGAGAGAGUGAUGAUCCCACAGGUGACGCGUCUUUCCAGGAUUUUGAGUACCCUGAGUAUGAUGACUACAGGGCAGAGGCGUUCCUGCACCAGCAGAAGAGGAUGGAGUGCUACAGCAAGGCCAAGGAGGCCUACCGCAUGGGCAAGAAGAACGUGGCCACCUUCUACGCUCAGCAGGGCAGUCUCCACGAGCAGAAGAUGAAAGAGGCCAAUCACCUGGCUGCUGUGGAGAUCUUCGAGAAAGUCAACGCCUCUCUGCUGCCGCAGAACGUCCUCGACCUCCAUGGGCUGCAUGUGGAUGAAGCUAUAGAGCAUUUGACGACUGUUUUACAGCAGAAAACGGAAGACUUUAAGCAGAGCGGCGGUAAGCCCUAUCUUUCCGUGAUUACGGGGAGAGGAAACCACAGCCAGGGAGGAGUUGCUCGCAUCAAGCCAGCUGUCAUUAAAUACCUCACCAGCCACAGCUUCAGGUUCUCUGAAAUUAAGCCAGGGUGCUUGAAGGUGAUGCUAAAGUGAAAUUUAGAAGCCCUUGACUUAGAGGCAUGAAGGUUUACAGACUGAAAUUGUUUUUUCUGCAGUAAUUCUGUCAAUUCUACUCUCAAAUGUGUUUUAUUAGGAAUAUAAAACAAGGAAAAUGUUUUUCAGAAUUCAAGGAAAGUUUUUUACUGGCUCAAAUGCCAGUCUAUUAUUUGUUAAAACAUUAAAAGGAAUUUUUAUUGAUUACAAAAUGUCUAAAAAAAAAAGUUAUCACUUGCAGAUUAAAAGUCUUAAGUGCUCUAGUUGGUUUUUAGGAAAAAAACCCAAAACAACAACAACAGAUCCACUGCCUUUGUAUUAACCCUUUCCCAUUUAGAAAAGUCUUGUAGCUGUCCGUGAGGGGCAGCAUGCUUUGAACCCUGCUUCCUGGCUCUGAAGGACUGUCCUCAAGUGGUGAAGGAGGAAGGUGAUCAGCAGAACACGGGUUCCUUGUGCUUUGGAAUUUUGAAGCCUGUCACAGAGUCACUUGGUGUUGCGUGAUGUGCAGAUAGAUGGGCAACUUUCCUGUGUCUCUGAUAUCAAUCCCUUCCGUCUGUGCUGUUCUGUGAUGUGCUUUUGUUGGGAGGAGAGUUGGUUCUUGAGACUGACUUACAGUCUCUUAGCUUCCAUAGAUAGGAAACCCUUCAGAGAAGGAGAAAUGGUCACAGGACUGCUUGUGGAACCGUCUCUGAGUGGCUCCAGACAGUGCUAAAGGCCUGUUUUAUACUUGAGACAUCAUUUCUAAGCUAUGUGAGUCAAAAAUCCUAUUGACUUAAGUGUGAAAACUGUUUUUGGUAUAACUGUAAAAGAAACUCUUGUAAUUAGAAAGAUUUUUUACCUUUAUUUUGAAAAGGAGCCAACUUUGUGAAAGAAAAGUCUCAUUGACUUCUGUUAGGCCAGUGUCCUGAUCGUAUGUAAAUCUGACUUCCUUUAUACAGACUUAGUUUGGUGAAGUGUAACUUUUCUAUAACGAGACUGUAGUUAAAAUACAUUUAACUUUGGAUAUACAGAGUAUUUUCAACAUAUACAGUGUUUGCAGACAAUUAUGUUGCUUUUUCUUUAGCUUACAAAAUCACCGUCAUCAAAAAUGAGGCGGCAUUGCCCUGCACUGAAAGGAUACUGACAGACAGAAUGAGCCCCUAGAGAGCAGACAAGCUAACGGGAACGAAACUCAAAACCACGUUCUUACAUCUUAGGAAUCAUGCUUUUCAAAUACGAGCCUUACCAUUGGAUUUUAUUGCCAUAAAAACAAAACAUCUAUAUGUUUCUUACCUACAAAUGGUUAGUGAUUACUGAUAUUCAAGUAGUUAUAUUUUUAGACUUGUAAUAAUUCGUUUUAAAAAUUGCAGUAGUGUCUCACACUGUUUUUGGUAUUGCUCAGAAGUGGUAUAUAUAUAUAUAUUAAAAUUAAAGCAGUUCCCUUGUACAGCUUAGUACAAAACCCACAAUCAGUAGUUAAUGAAGUAAGCUUAUUCCUGUUUUCAAGUUAGUAUGAUUUAAACAACGAGAAACAACACUAACCUGGCAUGACUGGAGUGUGUGCGGCUGCACACUCAUUUUCUGUGUUGUAUGUUUUCUCACCUUUUAAAAAUCACACUUGAGUACUUAGAUAGACUUCUUACAUUACUGUGAGUAUUAUUAAUAAGGGAACAAUGAAAAGAAGUCCAAUGUGGUGCUCCGUGCUUGGAGGGCAAGGGAAGGCAGCUGCUUUAUUGCUGUGCCCGGCCUGAUUCUGAACUCUGCUGGCGCUGCUGUGUGAUGGAGUGACCUAAUGGAGACCUUGAACCAAGUUGGCCACACACUCGCCAUCCUUCCGCCUUCCCCCCUAAAGUUGAGAUUAUAGGUGUGCUUAGCCAUGCUGGCUUCGUGUCCUUCGUUAUUAUCUAUACAUACACAAAGUUUGAACAUUAUAUAUAUAUAUAUAUUUAUAGUCCCCAAAUGCCUUCCCACCCUACUAUCUGGUAUUGUUUAAGCAGUUACAAUUAUGAAAGAAUAUUCUCUGAUCUUUCUUUUGCCAAUCUCUAAAUCUCAUGUCCCGGCCAGAGGUAGAGAUACUUUGGGGACUAUCAGGUAUUUUUCUUUUGCCCACUUCUAAAUUUUGUAUGUCAGAGGUAAAGAUGGUUUAGAAAUGAUCCAGGUUAGAAGAACUCUUUGUAAGCCUAGUAUUUUAAUGCAUUUUAAAAGUAUAGCAUUUCUUCCAAAAUACUGGAAGAUCUCGGUAGCAGUUACACACAUCUAAUAGUCUGUUACUGGUGUCAACCCAGGGAGAGGAGGGAACUGAUAGGAACACCACGGAGUGGCCGCAGGGCCAGGGCCCUCACGACCAUUUUCAGCCCGUUUCCUGCUUCUUCUGACAUUUAUUAGCUGUUCAUAUAUUGCUGUUAUUUUCGAGUUGAAGUUUUCUUCUGUUUAUUAGUAUUCCCACAAUACUUAUACUCCUGUUGUUUUUCAGUAUCAUCCACUUUAAAUGGUGGAAACGGGCUGAAAUGAUUUGUAUUCUAACAUAUAGGAGAAGAAAAGCUUCCCGUUCUUUUGGGUGGUUUCCUGACCUUUGUUUUGGUCUUUUUCUCUUUAAAUUCAGGUGUUCUGUUUGCUUUAGAAGGACAUAUGUAAUGACAAGGUUAGUUAUUUCUGAGCUGGCAAUUCAAAAAAUUGUUCUGACAAUGUUUUAACUGCUCUCAAGAAAACGUAUGAAACAGACAAAAAUAAUGUGUGCUGUUUUUUCCAAGUGCUUUUCUGUAGUGCAAUGAGAUGACAUUUGAUAAUGCUCUGUGCUGUGCUUAAAUGUUGCUUAUUUUUAAUUACUUGUAAAGAAAACAGAUUUAAAUGUCUGUGUGGCCAAAACCAAGUGCCAUUUAAAAGGAAAAGUAAGUCGAUGUAGAAUGUAUGUUACUGGUGCUCAUUUUUAAGGUGUAAUUUAAGUUUACAGUAUUACUUGAUGCCUCUUUACAGAAGGGACUAGAGAAGCAAGGCUGGAACAUCUGUGUCCUAACGCCUCAUGACCUCAGUUCAUCCAUUGUGUCCUCACAGUUGACGGCCGCGGUCAGUGAUGAACCUGUUGUUGUUAUUGUUGUUGUUGUUUACCCUGAGACGUCUCAGUCACGUGCCACAUUGCAGCUAGCAGUUGAAGAAUAGACUAUAAGCUGCUCGGACAGUAUAUCAGAAGCAAAUGUUUUUAUUUGUACUAUAAAAACGUGAUUUUUGCUGUCAACUCUGUACUUUUUUAUUGAAAAUGUUUAUAACUUUGCUUUUAAAAUUUCUUAUGAAACCAUUUGCAAAUUACACACUUAAUUUAAUAAAAUGCUUUAGUCACA
Molecule: messenger RNA, 8990 nt
Organism: Peromyscus maniculatus bairdii (prairie deer mouse)
Lineage: Eukaryota; Metazoa; Chordata; Mammalia; Rodentia; Cricetidae
Source: RefSeq, a predicted model, not a curated record